Messenger RNA from Racocetra persica, 963 nucleotides. NCBI's taxonomy places the organism in Eukaryota, Fungi, Glomeromycota, Glomeromycetes, Diversisporales, Gigasporaceae. The record is from the annotation of a GenBank genome assembly.
AUGCAACGCAAAGGAGGGAAGCCACCACAUCAGCUUAGCGAAUACUUUUAUGUUAUACCCAAUGAGUGGGCAAAUAAAAGUAAUCGAAAAUAUAUUUGUCUAGCUUGCAUGGAAGCUGUAGGAAGAGAUUUUGCUUUGCAGGAUGAGAGUUUAAAAAUUACAAAUACUUUAUGUUACUGUGCUAAUCAUCUUAAAGAUUGUUCUUAUUUUGCUGCAAAACAUUCAUCUAAACAAAUACAAAAUAUUAUUAACUUGGCUACAUCUUCAACAUCAAACAAACAUGUAGCAAUAUCUCAAAUAAAAGAAGAUGAUGAUGAUUCAAUUUUAACAAUGUCAACUCACUCUUUUAAUUUAUUAUUAGCUUUUAAUGAAAAUUUGUCUUCCUCAAAAAGACAAACAGUAUUAUCUCAAUAUAUUGGCCAUCCUCUUAAUACUUCUGAAGUUUCCAAAUUUGAACGUCUUGUGCUUCGGGCAAUAAUCUCAGCUAGUAUUGCAUUUUGGUGGAUAGAAAAUCCUGAAGUUAAAGAAUUAUUUCAUUUUAUUUCACCAUAUCUGAAAUUACCCAACCGAAGAUCACUUAGCAAUCGUAUUUUAAUGAAUACAACUAAUAAAGUUCAAACAACAAUUAAAGAACUUGUCUGCAAGGAUAAGAUUGGUAUUACGAUUGCCUUUGAUGGUUGGCGCAAUGUUGUUAAUGAAGAAUUAAUGGGUGUAGUAUUUAUUACAUCUUCAGGAGAAACUUUAAUUUGGAGUGCAGAAAAUAUUAGCAUUGAAAGACAGAGAAAAGAAGAAGUAAUUUCUAGAAUUCAUGACCUUUUUGAAAAAACAAAAAAAUUGAAUAUAAGGGCAAACUGUCUUGUAACUAAUUCGGCUAGGUCAUAUGCAGCGGCUCAUCGUUGUUUAAGGCGUGAAAUGCGGGACAAGGUGUUUAUUCCAUGCUUUGCACAUCAAGCAAAUUGUUGU